This is a messenger RNA of Lasiodiplodia theobromae, 312 nucleotides long. RefSeq names its product Amino acid transporter. The transcript has 2 exons. The record is from RefSeq and is a predicted model, not a curated record. Bases 1 to 312 code for a protein of 103 amino acids. NCBI's taxonomy places the organism in Eukaryota, Fungi, Ascomycota, Dothideomycetes, Botryosphaeriales, Botryosphaeriaceae.
AUGGCCAACCGCUCGAAUAUCGAAGAGUGCUUUGCGAAAGAGAACUACAUGGAGGCCUGGUCUUGCUACAAUGGAUAUCCCCAUAGCGCUGGCCACGGCGCGGUCGGUGGACUGAACAUGCCCGACGAAUCCGUCCUCGACAUGGCCGAUCUCUCCGCUGCCGGAUCUGAGCUAACCGAUUACAACGGCGAUCCCGGCAAUGUCACUACGCUCAACCACGUCCUUUUCAUCCUGAACCUCGUCCCCAACGUGACAAUCUCGGAUAUUAUGGAUCUUGGUGGGGAUACCAUCUGCGCUGAGUAUGUCGAUUAG